This is a messenger RNA of Brassica oleracea var. oleracea, 1368 nucleotides long. RefSeq names its product aspartic proteinase CDR1-like. Gene Ontology annotation, biological process: proteolysis. The coding region runs from base 58 to 1368 and encodes 436 amino acids. Gene Ontology annotation, molecular function: aspartic-type endopeptidase activity. NCBI's taxonomy places the organism in Eukaryota, Viridiplantae, Streptophyta, Magnoliopsida, Brassicales, Brassicaceae. The transcript has a single exon. Gene Ontology annotation, cellular component: extracellular region. The record is from RefSeq and is a predicted model, not a curated record.
AUGAAUGAUCAAGAAGUUGCAUUGUGUCUCAAAACCUAAAGAUCUUAUUCGAUCACCAUGUCUUAUGCAACCAGAAUGAUGAGCGUUACACUCUCUCUUCAAAUCAUUACAGCUUUUCUCUUUAUUACCGCCACAGCCUCAUCACCUCCAAGCGGCUUCACCAUGGACCUAAUCCACCGUCGCACCAAUUCAUCUUCUUCUCGACGCUCUAAUACUUAUGAUCAACUCCGAUCAUCUCCUUACGCCGACAUCUUCUUUCAAACCUCCGAGUAUCUUAUGAAACUCAAAAUCGGUACUCCUCCUGUCGAGAUAGACGCAGUCUUAGACACAGGAAGCGAGAUCAUAUGGACACAAUGUUUGCCUUGUCUUAACUGCUACAAACAACGCAAUCCAAUAUUCGACCCUUCCAAGUCCUCAACCUACAAAGAGCAAUUAAAGUGCAUUACCCCUAACCCCUCUUGUGAUUAUACUUUGCUAUACGGGGACCAAAGCUACUCCAGAGGAAGCUUAGCAACCGAGACCGUCACCAUCCAAUCCACUUCUGGCCACUCCUAUGUAAUGCCUGAAACAGUUAUUGGAUGUUCGCACAACAGCUCAGGGUUUAGAACAACCGCCUCGGGCAUUGUUGGUCUAAGUUGGAAAUCUUUAUCUCUCAUCUCUCAGAUGGGCAAAAAUAUGCUCGGUGCCUUUUCCUACUGCUUCUCCCCUGAGGGAACAAGUAAGAUCAGCUUUGGAAGUAAUGCUAUUGUGUCAGGGGACGGGACUGUAUCAACCACUAUGUUUACGAAGAAGGAGAAACCCGGUUUCUAUUACCUAAACCUAGACGCGGUCAGCGUUGGGGAGGCUCGCGUUGAAACAUUGGGGACCCCGUUUCACGCCGUAGACGGUAACAUAUUAAUAGACUCUGGAACCACUUUAACCUACUUGCCUGCAAGCUACUGCAGCCUAGUGAGGGAGUCAGUGGAGAAGGUUGUGACUGCGGAACGAGUAACUUUCUCGGAGAUCGACACACUUUGCUACAAAACGAAUACGAUGGAUAUCUUUCCAGUGAUCACGAUGCAUUUCAGUGGAGGUGCAGAUCUUGUUUUGGAUAAAAACAAUACGUAUAUGGCUAAUGGACAAGCCAUUUGUCUGAUGAUUAUGUGUGGUCCGAUAACACCAAUUGCUGAAAAAGCUGUCUUUGGCAACAGAGCACAGAACAACUUCUUGGUUGGUUACGAUCAUUCUUCACUACAGGUUUCAUUUAAACCCACCGAUUGUGGUGUUACACAAGACAUGCCAAGAGACUCAACUUCUGCAGCGUCGUUUUUACAGUUGAACAUUAAGUUUGUUUUAUUUAUAGUUGCCCUUUCACUAAUUAGACUAUAG